AUGUUAGCAACAACAGCACCAAACUCGUUAGUCAUGAACCCAACUUCAAUGUUAGUAGAGAUGAAAAGCUUCAUUCCUUCUUCAUAUACUUUCGAAACAGAAAUCCAGAAGAUAAAGCAAGAACUUCUCCAAGGAGAUUUAGAUUGCACUGCAAAAGAUGAAACAGAUGAAGAAUAUCUUUAUGAAAUGCAGGAUAUUAUUGACCAUUUACCCAAAUUGCCUGAAAUCCAACAACAAAAGCUUACUAUUCCAGAAUUCGAUGAAAUAGAAGUCAAAGCAACUGACUCAGUAGAAAUAAAGAAGUUCAUACGAAAGGUUAACUAUGAGUUUCUUGGAUUUCAUUGCAACCACAAA
Messenger RNA from Trichomonas vaginalis G3, 354 nucleotides. Its product is annotated as organellar and viral DNA polymerase type B. Lineage: Eukaryota; Parabasalia; Trichomonadida; Trichomonadidae. The transcript has a single exon. The annotation marks the transcript as partial. The record is from RefSeq and is a predicted model, not a curated record.